This is a messenger RNA of Marmota monax (woodchuck), 8777 nucleotides long. RefSeq names its product inositol polyphosphate-4-phosphatase type II B (gene Inpp4b). Gene Ontology annotation, molecular function: phosphatidylinositol-3,4-bisphosphate 4-phosphatase activity. The transcript is spliced from 27 exons. The record is from RefSeq and is a predicted model, not a curated record. Bases 432 to 3209 code for a protein of 925 amino acids. Gene Ontology annotation, cellular component: cytoplasm. NCBI's taxonomy places the organism in Eukaryota, Metazoa, Chordata, Mammalia, Rodentia, Sciuridae.
CGGGUGCUGAGCUCGGGUCUAUAAAUAGCAGGUUACAGCUCCUUCUCGGCGCGCACUCGCUCUCACGCGAACGCUGGAAAGUCAGGCUAAAAGUGUCUGCUGCUGCUGCCGCCCCCCGCUCAGCCUCCGGGAGAGAUUUUCAGAAAAAUCAAGAAUACAGAGAAUUCCUGUGUACCUUACACGCUUUCCCCCAUUAACUCAAAGAAAUGGUGUUACCUGGCAGGAGAUCUCCUGUCUUUUAUGAAAAAUCAGACCAAGAGCCCUGAACCCAGCAAAACCGUAGUCAGAGAGGAGAGCUGUUGAGGAAUACAACAUACAUAAGAAUUUCAGUGAGACAUCAAACCCUGAGUGUGAAGAUAGAUCUACCAGAAAUCACUGGCUGGUCAUUGGAGCAGACCACUUGGCAAAUUAAACACUUGUGAAGGACGAUCAUGGAAAUCAAAGAAGAAGGAGCAUCGGAAGAAGGCCAGCAUUUUCUUCCUACAGCCCAGGCAAAUGAAACUGGGGGCACUCAGUUCACAAGUAUUCAGAAGAUUCCAAAUGAACCACAGUUGGAAUUCAUCCUUGCAUGCAAGGAUCUCGUGGCUCCUGUCCGUGAUCGGAAACUGAACACAGUGGUGCAGAUCUCUGUAAUCCACCCCGCGGAGCAGAGUCUGAUAAGAUACUCCAGCACUGAAAUUGUGGAGGGGACAAGAGACCCACUGUUUUUGACUGGUGUCACAUUCCCAUCCGAGUAUCCCAUCUAUGAAGAGACCAAAAUAAAACUAACAGUCUAUGAUGUCAAGGACAAGUCUCAUGACACUGUUCGAACCAGUGUCCUACCUGAACAGAAAGAUCCCCCACCAGAAGUUGGGCGAAGCUUCUUGGGCUUUGCUAGUUUUAAAGUGGCGGAGCUACUGAAGUCAAAGGAGCAGCUGCUGUCCCUCAGCCUGAGAACUUCAGAUGGUGGCAAAGUGGUUGGCACCAUAGAAGUCAGUGUCGUGAAGAUGGGGGAGAUCGAGGAUGGGGAAGCCGACCACAUCACAACAGAUGUGCAGGGACAAAAGUGUGCCCUGGUAUAUGAAUGUACAGCCCCAGAAAGUGUGAGUGGAAAAGAUAACUUACCUUUUUUGAAUGCAGUGUUCAAGAAUCCAGUGUGUAAAUUAUAUAGAUUUCCCACGUCUGACAAUAAGUGGAUGCAGAUCCGGGAGCAGAUGUCAGAGAGCAUACUUUCUUUUCAUAUUCCCAAGGAACUGAUUUCCCUCCACAUAAAAGAAGAUCUGUGUAGAAACCAGGAGCUGAAAGAGCUUGGGGAGCUCUCCCCACACUGGGACAAUCUCCGGAAAAAAGUCCUUACUCACUGUGAUCAAAUGGUGAAUAUGUACCAAGACAUUCUGACAGAGCUUAGCAAGGACGCAGGGUCUUCUUUCAAAUCAAGCAGCAGCAAAGGAGAGAAAACAUUAGAAUUUGUUCCAGUGAAUCUACACCUGCAAAGAAUGCAUGUACACAGCCCUCACUUGAAAGAUGCUCUCUACGAUGUCAUCACAGUGGGAGCCCCAGCUGCCCAUUUUCAGGGAUUUAAGAAUGGUGGUCUUCGGAAACUACUGCAUAGAUUUGAAACAGAAAGAAGAAAUACUGGAUACCAGUUUAUUUACUAUUCACCUGAAAACACAGCCAAAGCAAAAGAAGUUCUCAGCAACAUCAAUCAACUACAACCUCUGAUAGCAACCCAUGCCGACCUGCUGCUUAAUUCUGCAAGCCAGCGUUCUCCAGACAGCUUGAAGAAUUCGUUAAAGAUGCUUUCAGAAAAAACAGAGCUUUUUGUACAUGCUUUCAAGGAUCAGCUGGUGAGGAGUGCGCUUUUAGCACUCUAUACAGCAAGGCCAGGAGGAAUCCUUACGAAACCACCCUCUCCUAGGAGCAAAGCAGAGGAGAGCUGUUCCGAGGACCAACCCCCACGGAUGAAAAGGCAGGACUCCAUACCGCAUCAUUCAGACUAUGACGAGGAAGAGUGGGAUAGGGUGUGGGCCAACGUGGGGAAGAGCCUGAACUGCAUUAUUGCUAUGGUAGAUAAACUGAUUGAGAGAGAUGGCGGUAGCGAAGGCUGCAGCGGAGGCAGCAAAGAUGGAGAAAAGGACCCUUCGCUAGUGGACUCCAUCACAUCUCACCCAAGGGAGGACUGGUAUGAGCAGUUGAGCCCCCUCGUCCUGACCCUGAAGGACUGCAUGGGAGAAGUGGUGAGCAGAGCCAAGCAGUCGCUGACCUUCGUGCUGCUCCAGGAGCUCGCCUGCAGCUUGCCCCAGUGCCUGACACUCACUCUACGCAGAGACAUCGUCUUCAGCCAAGCACUUGCUGGAUUGGUUUGUGGUUUUAUCAUCAAAUUACACACGAGUUUGCACGACCCCAACUUCUUGCAGCAGCUUCAUACAGUGGGAUUGAUAGUACAAUAUGAAGGACUGCUGAGCACAUACAGUGAUGAAAUUGGAAUGCUAGAGGACAUGGCUGUUGGCAUUUCCGACUUGAAGAAAGUAGCAUUUAAAAUAAUAGAAGCCAAAUCCAAUGAUGUCUUGCCAGUUAUAACAGGAAGACGUGAACACUAUGUGGUAGAGGUCAAGCUUCCAACUGCGAUGUUUGAGUUGCUACCUGCACAGAUUAAAGAAGGACAGUUACUCCGUGUGCAUCCAGUACUUUUUAAUGUUGGGAUCAAUGAACAACAAACUCUUGCUGAGAGGUUUGGAGAUGUCUCUUUGCAAGAAAGUAUUAACCAUGAAAAUUUUGAACUUCUGAAAGAAUAUUACACAACAUUUAUGGAAAAGAUGCCUCCUGAUUACAUUUCACAUUUUCAAGAACAAACUGAUUUAAAAGGAUUACUAGAAAACCUUCACCAAAAUAUCCAAGCCAAAAAAAGGAAGAAUGUUGAAAUUGUGUGGCUGGCUGCAACGAUUUGUCGCAAGCUAAAUGGUAUUCGUUUCACCUGCUGCAAGAGUGCCAAAGACAGGACGUCAAUGUCAGUGACGCUGGAGCAGUGCUCCAUCUUGAGGGAUGAGCACCAGCUGCACAAGGACUUCUUCAUCCGUGCUCUGGACUGCAUGAGAAGAGAAGGAUGCCGCAUAGAGAAUGUUCUGAAGAACAUCAAAUGCAGGAAGUAUGCUUUCAACAUGCUGCAGCUGAUGGCUUUCCCCAAGCACUACAGACCUCCAGAGGGCACUUACGGAAAAGCUGACACCUAAGGGUGCCAACAUGUAAAUAAACAGCAACACAAACACGCUCAGUUGGAUGAUCUCCACCUUGAUCUUUUAUUAUUAUUAUUAUUAUUGUUAUGAAUUUGUGGGGGGAAGUGAUCGUGGAUAUUUGCCCAAAUCUAGGAAUUACUUGAAUACCUAUCAGCAUAUGACUCUGAAAGAAAUCCAUUCUAAAAUUCCUAGAUAACACUGCCAUUUCUAGUUGCUGACCCUCACAAAGUGGUGGAUAUUAAUUCAAAAAGUGUAAAUUUCAUUCAUGGAUUAUUUAAAUGCAGAGUGUCUUAGAAAAAAGCGCUUGCUUGGAUACAACCAGAGAUGAUUCAGAGUGAUGUUCUCUACCCAGAAUGAAGAGAGGAGAAGGUAAAGGGGGAGAGAGUUCAAGUAUGCCACUUCAUAGCCCUGAUUGCAGACAACCUUAGAGUCCCCUUAGGGAGUUAUUAAAGAUCUUUCUAGCAAAUUGAAAUCAGAUAAAGUUAACUCAUGACCCUGACUACUAAAAUGGUGUGCAGAUGUGUUUGUAAAGACCUUUGUCAUCCAGUCAAGAUGUGACUCCUGUUCUAACCAGGUGGAUGAGCAGUGUUAGCACAGCAGAACACACACCUUUCCAAAAUGUGGCAUCUUUUCAAAACUCCUGCUUGUGUUGGGUGACCCAGCCAUAGCAGUGGGGAUACAGAAAACUUAACAACAGGCAAAAUCUUGCAAGGGACUGAAAGAGCCUGUUGAUACCCAACCUGAAAAUCCCCAUCAGUUGAACUUUAUGUAGUAAAGUUCAUGAACUUCACAAGAAAUAUCUUUGAGAUGCUUUCUAGCAGCCACCUUGGUGGGAGUGUGCAUUCUGGCAUAGGUUAACGUGGGCGGAUAAACCUUCAAGGCAUGUGUAACUAUAACUAAUGAGAAACUAACAAUAGUUUUCUGUUUAUCUGAUUUCAAAUUUUUUAAUUUGAAAUUUUUGUUUUCUGAAUUCCAAAUUAGAACUUUCCUUAGAGAUCAAUUAUCUUCUAUAAUACCAAUAUUUGAAAAAUUGGUAAAUUAAGAAUAACCAUUAACUAGAGAAUUACAGAAUCAUAAUUAUAGUCUCUUCUUACCAAUAGUAUUAUUCUUAACUUCCUAGCCUAUGGCUUGUUCCUUCUCCAAAUUUCUAUGCUAAAUAUACAACAAAAUUGAGAGAGAAUGCUAUGCUAGUUAAUUCACAUAGAAAUUAGGAUCUAUCAUUGCAAUGGUACAAAAACUUGAACAAAUGAAGUUUAUUUUCUCCAAAUUUUAAGAAUUACUUUUUUCCUUUCUUGACAGUGGAGCAUGCCACCCAGAGCAGGGAUCUUCUUUGGAAUCUCUGGGGUCUUAUAACAUAGACACUUCUCAGCUCUGACCACAUUCAGCUGGUGAUAAUGUGGAGCCUUCCAUGGCUAAUGUGAUAACUCCUUGCCAGAGUAAUGUGAUAACUCCUUGCCAAGUUGAAACUAAGAUUUCAAACAAAUCUCCAGUCCCACAUUGCAUUUCUCAAAUUGCUAUAAGGAUAAGAUAACUUUUGAGGCUUCUAACACUCAAAUCGUCAAUUUAUUAUUUUAGCUGGUGACCAAAGGGUGUUACUGAAGCAGUUGCCACAGGGUUUACAGGCAUUUUAAUGAAGAUGUGCUGCAUACUCUGGAUACUCUGCCUACUGCAUACUAUUUAUGGAUAACAUUAUCCUGGGACUCUGUCCUACCUCAUUCUCUAUUUCAGUGAUUAUUAAAUGUGAUCUUUGAAUUGUUUGAAUGGAUUUAAAAAUGAUAGGAUUCAUGGUUCUUUUUUUCCCCCCAUCCCUUUGGAUUUAAGAUAAAGAUGUUCAGAUGACAGAGUUCUCCUUGGAUAGCUCUGAAGCUUCAUUUAGUACAUCAAAAUGGUAGUCAGAGUCCUAAGAGACCUUACAUAUGUAUCAGCCCAUUGAUGUUUAUAGGCAAUAAUUAUUUAUAUUUUUUAAAAUAAAACCUCUUGACUCAAAUUUUUUUUUAAAUUUAUUAACUAGAAAGCCAGCCAUAAAGUUUUAUAUAUUUAGAAGUCAUUUAAUAGAUUUUUAAAUUAAAUUCCAACAUACACAUUGCAAAGGAUAGAGUUUGAUGUAAUGUUAAUGCAUAUAAAUUUUCAUUUGUCAUUAGCAUAAUCAUCAGCAUAUCCUGAUUUAAAAAAACAUAUUUAUAUGUACAUCUAAAAGUGGAUUUCACCAAAAAAAUUCUUGUUUCAGAAACAUUCCUGCUCCUUUCCAGGUAGUGCAAAUAUCCUUGGGAAACUACUUAACUAUGAAAGCUUUCUGAAUUGAAUGUUAAACAAAACAUGUUUUUCAGUCUCCCUUGAACACAUACAGUAACAUCAUGAUUUUCUAUCUAUAUUUUCAUUUAAAAGUUAUACAACAUGUCUAUUUGAGGGGAUCAUAUUGUCUCAAAAAUGAGCCCCCAAAUCACAUUUACAAACAACAGUUAUUUUGCUAAAAAAUGUGUUCCCCUUCAACUGUUAUUAAAAAUAGGUGUCAAUACUGGAUUGUCCAUUUAUAGAGCCCUAGAGAAAAAAAAGGCACAAUCUUAAUUAUUGUUGUCCCAGUGACAAAAAUUCAGAAUCUGGAAAUGUUCCCCAAAACAAUUAAACACAAAUUUUUGAAAUAUUUGAUUGAAGCAGACUCUCACUUUGGUAUACCCAUUCAUGUCACUUCUCAUAUGGCUAAUUUUUUUCUCAUGAAUAUUUCCUUGAGUUUUAUCUAUACACUCCAUUUGUUGCAUGGAGCUUAGUAAGUCCCAUAAUCCAAUGGAUCACAGCAAGCACCUGAUCCAGGUGAUGAAUUAUACUAAAAUGACCACCUCUCUGUUAGGGCAGUAUUCCAUGUCAUUAGCCUCCAAUCAUUUAUUAAACCACAACACAUCUCUAACACCUCUUCUGAAAAAAUGUGAAUCCCUAAAAUUACCAUUUGAUGGGGGAUACUUCUCCCAUUUUUUCUCUCUUUAAUGCAAUAUUUUGCAUAAAAUAAGGCUCAUGGUAGAAAAGGAAAAGAAAAUGUGCUUUUUUUUUUGUUUGUUUGUUUUGUCCCAAGGAAAUCAAAUUUCUCCCUAUUAAAGGGUCAAAUUAUGCCAGGAGAUAAGAUCCCAUUGUUGUGCUUUGCUGGAGCUGGCUUUUGUUGGCUCAUGAGAGUCAAUUAUUAAAUUUUCAGAAAUUAUGUAAGCUGAUUGCUAAACACAAUCAUAAUUAAAUAUUAAAUUAUGAGAUACAAUUGGAUCCAUUUUACCAAAAAGUGAAGGUGAUUAUUGAAGCCUGCCACUUGCUAAUUAUUUUACUAAAUUUUGCUACUUACCUAUAUGCUUGAGCUUAGUUAGGUCUAUUGUAUCUUUAUCUUUGAAGUGCUAUAUAGUAUUAUGCUACUGUGAAUCUCCACCUGACUCCAAAUUCAGGAGCACCAUAUUGGUAUUGGUAUCUGAAAAUCUGCCACCGUGGGAAUAUUUACACCACAAGAACUGGCAAAUGCUACACACUAAGAUGCUUAGUGCCUGAAAUGUCACUUGUCAAAUGUGUACCAGCACUCAGCUGAAAGCCACCACCAUUUUUUACCCAGAGAGGAACAUAUUUUGGGGAGCAGGAUAAAAUUAUUAAAAUAAUAUUAAUUAUUAAAAUUAUUAACUUAGUCAUUUCAGAUGGCUUCAAUUUUGUUUUGGUGUGUAACCUCUUUAAAGAUUCCUAUUAGGCUAUAAUUAAUAUUUAAUAGUUAUAUUUUAUUUAUAAUUAAAAUUAUUAUUAUAGAGUUGAAUUUAUAAACCCAUCUCUCAAUAAUGUGCUGCAAGAGGAAUCUUAGCAAUGCAACUUCAGUGUAAGCAGUAACUCAGGACUCAUUUCAGGAAAAUGUUAGCCUAAUCAGAGUAUCAUUGAAAAUGUGCUUCAGUAUCAAUUUUUAAACUUAUAAUUUUGGCAUUUGCUAAAAGUAGGAAAAAACAGUAACAUAUUACUUUGCCCAGAUUCUAAUAAAUAUAGCUCAAUUGAAACCCAAACUGUUAGAUUAAACAAAUUAAACUCUGGCAGAAUGCUAAAGCACCACAGAUGUUUUAAGUGUUGAUUUCCAAGCAGAAUGGAAUAUCAUUUUAGUUCAAUAUACAGGGCAUGUUUUCUAAUAUUUUAGGAAAUAAAUUAACUUUUAUCACAGAUUUAAGAAACUGGUCUGAGAAGAAUUGUGAGCAGUUAUCAAGGGAAGCAAACAUAUUGAACACAAAGCAUCUCUAAUAGCUGGAAGCUUUACAAAUUAUGCACUAAGAAUAAUUUGCUAGGAAUUUGUGUAGUUGAUUGAUGAUUUUCGCAUAAAUUCACAUUCAUUUCACCCAGCUGCAAUCUGUGUAAGCUAUGUAUUUUCCCCCCAUAUUUAAAUUUCUUAGCUUUGUAAACUCCAAAUAUAUGACAUCUUUUAUUUCUUUGGCAGUUUGAAGUUAGAACUUUGCAUCCAUAGUGAUGCUACCCAUAGCAAAAACUGCCUUUAAAAAUAAGAAAAUAAAAUCAAUGUUUUAGAUAAAAUAUGGCAGUCCAAGCAUGGAGUUAAGGAAUACAAAAUUGUAUUUUUUUUCUUUCUGAUACAUGGUGCACAUUUAUCACUCUUUGAAUUUUAUUUCUAAGUAAAUAAAGCAGACUCUAAAACAUUUCUUGUUUAGAAGAAACAAACCAUAACUAGCAAUUUGUAACAAAGGUAGAGGGAAAAAAAAAUGUAGGGUAAUGUUAACCCCCAAAAGGUACGUGCAAUCAGGUUUCCUGAGCUUGAAUUCUUAUUCAAGCAUGUAUACUAAGAAUUUUGAAUUGAAAAAAGAAAAACAAGAUCAAAAUUAAACCUAGUACCAGAGAGAGUGAAUAUUAAAGAAAAAAGACCGAAUACAAAUGGCAUUGCCUGAUAAACCAUACGUAGGUAGGGCAAAUGCUUAUAAAAUACAUCUUUUAGUAAAUACAGUUCAGGAUGAAGGUGUUGCUCUUUUACACUCAUUUUACAAUAACAUUCACAAUAUUCCUAAAAUCAUCAAAAUUUUUCCCCCUUCAUAACAGGGCAUGAUCCAACAGCCUAUCUUUAAUGAUGACUUAGCAUGGUAUUGAUCACUAGCAGGCAUUAGUGGUAAAAUUUUCCCAAGAUUGCUAUGCUCUCUAUAUAACUCUUACUAUGUUUUUAUAUUGUCAUUAAGUAAAAUGUCAUGUUAAAGAGCUCUCACUCUUAAAAAAGGCAAAGUGCCUAUGUCUAUACUAUAUAGACUCACUUCAACGCACACAUAAUAGCCUCUUGUACAAGUAACUUUUUAUGUGAAUAUUUUAUUAUUUUAUGUAACCCAACACUGAAUUUUCAGAUUCUUGUGGUACUCAUCAGGAAGGUUGGCAUUUGUUUUCUUUUUGUGCUAAAUAUCUAUACUUUUAGGUGAACCAAUAAUCUGUAUUAUAGGAAAUGAGCCACACCUAGAUUAGAACAUUUUAUGUUGGCAUUUGUAGAAAUAUCAUUUUUGUUUUAUUGUUGUGUGUAAACCAUAUUCAUUGUACACUGUGUGUAUAUUUUUGUUUAAAUAAAUAUGAUUUUAUUUUUUA